This is a messenger RNA of Capsella rubella, 1219 nucleotides long. Its product is annotated as 26S proteasome non-ATPase regulatory subunit 8 homolog A. NCBI's taxonomy places the organism in Eukaryota, Viridiplantae, Streptophyta, Magnoliopsida, Brassicales, Brassicaceae. The record is from RefSeq and is a predicted model, not a curated record. Gene Ontology annotation, biological process: proteasome-mediated ubiquitin-dependent protein catabolic process. Gene Ontology annotation, cellular component: proteasome regulatory particle; proteasome regulatory particle, lid subcomplex; cytosol.
CAAACACCAAAAACGCGUUGACGAGAGAGCGGGAGAGUGAAAGUGUGUCAGCAUCAAGUUCACGACUCUCGUUUUAACCAUAACACUGCCACAGAGAAAUUCAUAGAUAGAGAGAUGGAUCCGCAGCUAACGGAGGUUUCUCAGCAGUUCGAGAGGUUUAAAACUGCUUUUGUAAGAAAAUAUUUCGAAUUGUGUACCAAUUGCUUGUCUCAGCUUAAGGGGAUAUUUAUUGAGUAUGCUGUUGUUCUAAGAGUAAAAACUGAGGAUCAGGACGCGUUCGAGAGAGAUUUCUUCCAGUUGAAACCGUAUUAUGUUGAUGCUAGGAGCUGUCUUCCGCCCUCUCAGCAAGAGAAUCUAAUCCUUGGUCUGAACCUACUGCGACUGCUUGUUCAGAACAGGAUUGCUAAAUUCCACACGGAACUGGAAUUUUUUUCGUCUGCAACCUUGGAGAAUCCUGCAUCAACCAUGCUGUGGAGUGUGGAGCUCGAGCAAUCUUUCAUGGAAGGUGCCUAUAACUGUAUGUUGAGUGCUAGACAGACCGCACCUGAUGACACUUGCGUCUAUUUCAUGGAUCUCUUGGCAAAAACCAUAAGAUACGAAAUAGCUGGAUGCAGAGAGAAUGCGUACGAUCAUCUCUCAAUCAGUGAGGGUCGUAAGAUGUUGUUACUCUUCUCUUUUGAUCAAGAACUGUUAACAUAUGUUAACGAAGAGCACCCGGAGUGGGCAGUAAAAGAUGGUAUAGUUGUGUUCCAAAAAGCCAAAGAAACCGCACCGUGCAAGGAGAUACCGUCUCUGCAACUCAUCAACCAAACCCUCAACUAUGCCAGAGAUCUCGAGCUUAUCGUGUAAUCCCCUACUCUUAAAUCUUUCUUAGAGGGUCAUAAACUUUGUUUAUCAUGUAUGACCUACACCACUUAUCCACUCAUAAGUAAUUAUUAUUCCCCAACCAAUUGAUUUGAUGAUUCAUGGGACAGUUUUGGCUCUGUUCGUUACAUUGAAAUGAUCCGAGGGGUGUUUUUGUCGUCUGGUUAUAAUGCAACUGAUAUAUGUGUUAUGUUAUGGUCACAUGAAUGAUUUAUAGGCUCAUAAAGGCAACUCCAUUGAAUGAGUCCGUGAUUGAAUUUUGAUUCUUGUGUCCCACUUAUGUGUAUUUAUUUUCUUUAGAUUCAAUUUUGAUAUUUUCUUUUGUUUAUACAAUUUCAAGAAAGGGACAAGAGUA